Molecule: messenger RNA, 2606 nt
Organism: Prorocentrum cordatum
Lineage: Eukaryota; Dinophyceae; Prorocentrales; Prorocentraceae
Source: the annotation of a GenBank genome assembly
AGCCCGCGUGGCCCAACACACCGCCUGCUGGAUACAUCCACACUCUUAGUCUUUGUGUUACAUGGGUGCAUGCUCUAUCGCGGCUCGAAACGGCCUGCCAAUAUUAUGUUCGGGGAACCGAUUCCCAGCCGUCGUUGCCAGCGUCCUCUUCUGCAUGGGAACCGCCCUCGACGUCGCUAUCAGUAGUGAGCAGAGGGCCUCUGGUAAGGCAGGCGUGAAGACGAAGUCAGGCCAGCGGGUGGAGGCGAGCACGCAGCUGGGCGUCAUGAGCAAAGCGGGCGUCACGAGGUACAGCCGCAACAAGAUCAAGGCGGUCAAGAGCGCCAACGAGUUCUACUGGGCGAGCACCGGCGGCAGGCACGGCAGGUUCGGCACCUCGUCUUUCACCGGCCCUGCGGACCUCGUCAACAACAUCUCCUGGGGCUGGCAUCACCCCAACGGCGUUCACAACACCGUCCUGGUCGGCGCGCCGCUCAUCGACGACCAGAUGAACAUAUACGUGUCGGCCGACGAUGCCAUCCGCAAAUUCGACACGCUGGGGACCCUUCUUUGGAGCUACGGCCCGCGCGGCCAGCUGGCCUCCGCGCCCUCGCUCGUGGCGGCUGGCUACGCCAGCUCGCCCCCGCAGGGUGAGGUCCACGGCUAUCCCCCAGCGCCGUUCACCGAGGCCCACGCGUUUCGCGUUGGCGAUGGCGGGAACUCACUUCUGAGGGUCGGCGAUCGAGUCGAGGUGCUCCCGGGUAAGGAGUACCACGCCAAGGGCAAGGAGUACUACAGGACCGGCGACGUGGGCGAGGUCAGCAAGAUCGUUGCCAGCGAUCGCGGCGAGCCGAGAGCGAUCAUCAGGUGGCCCCGCACGGGGCACGCCAGCAGCGCGCUGCUCUCCACCUGGCAGCAAAAAUUUGCCCGAAAGGAGGAUGGCACCGCGAGGCGCCAGGUUCCUGCCCUCUACGGGUCCACCGUCACGGGCUAUGGCUUUGCACUGGACCUGGAGACGGGCGACGAGCUCUGGGCGACCAAGCUGUCCUCCGAGAUUGCCGGUGUCAAGGGAACCGUGGCCGCCCAGAGUGGCAUCUUCGUCGCGGCCUCCGACAAGUGCCACGACCGGUACUGCUACCGAUACCGCAACGAGAGCAUGCACGUAAGCAUGGCGCCCUCGAACCGCAUCAUCAGGGGUCUCAACAGCGUGAACGGCACCGGCAUCUGGUCAUACACGCCGGACCAUCCGGUUUGGAAUUUCGACCCACAGAUCACUGGAUGGGGUGGUGUGCUGUUCCAGGAUUUUCAGGGUGGGCUCUACUGCCUCAACCUGACCACAGGCGAGGAGUUGUGGAAGAAUGAAGGGCAGCUCGGCAUGUACACACAGGCUGCCGCCAUUUUCAGCGCAGAGCUAAACUACAUCUUCUCGAUCACUGAGGAAGCGUAUGACAGUAGGUGGUGCGACCCAUACACUCCACCAGGGAUCCUCAUUUGGUGCAACACAGUGCAGGAUACCCAGGGGCUCGUCCGAGGCUACCACGCGGAGACUGGUGUGAAGAUGUGGGAGACUACUCUCCCGAUGCCGCCUACAGGAGCGAGCCUCGGCAAGCUCAACAGUGGUGACGGCAGAACACACUUGGUAGUCGGCAUCGGACUCAACUGUCAGUACGGGGGCGCGUAUGGCAGCAUCGGCAAGCCGUCAGAGCUGUGGGCUUUGAGUGGAAAGUGGGGGGGCCGACUGUGGAGGCGGGUUGGUCCCACCCUCUGGACUUCGGAUUGUGCAGGUGACAAGGAGGGCGAAGACAUCCGCCGGGCAAUGGGUACUCGACCGAAGUGUCAGCCGAACAGCUGGAGCAAUCCGGUGAUCGAUGCCAAUGGAGACGUCUACGCUGGCAACCACGUUGGAAUGGUUCAGAAAUGGGGCUCGCCUACUGGUCAACAUUACACUGUGGAUCUUUUGUCCUCGUUGGAGACUGGCUCGGCGAUGCUGGAUCAGAGCAUCGCGAUGGCACCUGGCAUGAUGGCCAUAAGUACAUGCAGAUCGCUCAUCGUUCUCACGGCCUGAGCGCUGAAGGUAGUAGGCCGUGGGCCCAAAUUUCGUCGCCUUUGGAUGCUCCCUUCUUUUCCUCACCCUGCGCCGCCCUAUGAGGGCCGGUCCCGCUGGACCGAACUCGCGCGCUCGCCUCGCCUCGCCUUCUUUUCCUCACCCUUGUUUCCUCCCGCCUUCUCCCUCUCCCUCCUCCCCAAAAUCAUUGUUCGGUCCGUUCGCUCGGGCUUCGCCUUUGCAUGCCCUGCUUGAGCUGUCCCCCCCCCCGCGCAGCCACCCCGACCCCCUUGGGGGAAAAGGCGCGGAGAGCGGUCGGGAACGCAUUGCCGUUCGACUCGUGCUCUUCUAGCGGAGGCUCUUGACUAAAACUCGGCCUGUCGGUUUAUGUGUGUUUUUCCGUGGUGAUGUGGCGGUUCAAAAGCUGCCUCCCGUCCAUGCCCCGCACACCGCGAGGCAAAGUCUUGGGGGGUGCACCGUUUUUGCUGCGACCGAUGCUUGAGGCAUCGGCCAUUUCUUUCUGCGAGCACUGCGUGGAGUCACCGCAGCACUUGCUGUCCCAGAAUGGAAAAUGAUUGUCCGG